AUGUACGGUGACUCUCUUCGUCUAGUGGGUAAAGCUCUCGAAGAAGCCCAGGGUAUCUUUCAGUGUGAACAUUGUAUCGCAAUUUUAUGUUUGUCAGCAACUAAUAUUGUAAUCCCACAAUCAAGGUCUGAUUGGGCGACGCAUGCGAAGGGUGUCGGGGCUAUGAUCGAACGGCUCGGACCGAAGCCGUUUAGUACUGGUAUCCUGCAUACGCUAUUCAUUGGCUUCCGGCCUCUACUAUUGAUCAGUUCGAUUCACAACCGCCGUAAAACAUUCCUUACACUCAAGGGAUGGACUACCACACCCUUCCAAGAAGUACCCGUCUCGAUUAUGCAACUGCUUUUCAACAAAGCUACUCAACUUCCGGCUCUUCUGGAAAGAUAUGACACUCUAGGAGACCUUUCCAGCCCAUCCAAACUGGUCGCGAUGCAACAACUCCGGAAUGGCUUCUUAUACAUGAUCAAAAGUCUUGGGGAGUGGGAACUUUCCGCAAAAGCACAAGCAAACUUUCCCUUGGUUUGGCCAAAACCCGAUUCUCCGUGCAAAGAAUCCUGUGACAGGAAGCCGCUGUGGUUCGCCAAUGUUCUGGUUGCUAGCAGCCUCACCCAUUGUUGGGCUUUCGAGAUCGUCGCAAGGACACACCUUGACGAUGUCGACGAAGCGAUGGCUACGAUCGAUGGUUGCAAGCGUAAAGCAAUUCCUCGGUGCUCUGGUUCCGCCAAUGGCGUGGGUGAAGAUCCGAUCUCAAUUCUGGCUGAAAGGAUCUGCGAUAGCAUGCCGUACUUCCUGCAACCAGAACUGAAGAUAUACGGGCCAGCUUCUACCUUUUUCACCUUCUUGACGGCUAUGAAGGUCUUCAAGAGCAAGAAAACUUACUGCGCGUCUCGACUGUCUCGCUGCCAGGAGACACUCGGUCGGCUGGCUAAUAUCGGCAUCCACUUUCCACCUCCAUGA
Molecule: messenger RNA, 954 nt
Organism: Alternaria atra
Lineage: Eukaryota; Fungi; Ascomycota; Dothideomycetes; Pleosporales; Pleosporaceae
Exons: 3
Coding region: 1-954 (317 amino acids)
Source: RefSeq, a predicted model, not a curated record